Molecule: messenger RNA, 2480 nt
Organism: Neogale vison (American mink)
Lineage: Eukaryota; Metazoa; Chordata; Mammalia; Carnivora; Mustelidae
Gene: CDKN2B
Product: cyclin dependent kinase inhibitor 2B
Exons: 2
Coding region: 323-739 (138 amino acids)
Biological process (GO): regulation of cyclin-dependent protein serine/threonine kinase activity; negative regulation of cell population proliferation
Cellular component (GO): nucleus
Molecular function (GO): cyclin-dependent protein serine/threonine kinase inhibitor activity; protein kinase binding
Source: RefSeq, a predicted model, not a curated record
CCUAGCCGGAGCAGGCUCCGCGGAGAGGACGCUGCGACGCGCCCGCGCUCGGCGGCCGGAGGCGCCCUACGCUCGGCUGCGGCCACGGGAGGCGCUUUUUCCCGGGAGCCAGCCGGGAAAAGCCCAGUUUAACCACGAGUGGCUAGGCCAUUGCACGGGCCUCCCAGCGACAGAAGGGCAGCGAAAGAGGGCUGAAGCUGACCUGAGCUUUCCCACGCAGGGGAGAAGGCGCCAGGGCGAGGUGGGGAACAAGGGAGGAGUGUGGCGAAGCUCACGGCCAGCGGUGGAUUAUCCGGGCCGGUCUGCGUUUGCGGGCUGCGAAAUGCGCGAGGAAGACAAGGGCAUGCUGGGUGGUGGCGGCGACGACGCGGGCCUGGCCAGCGCCUCCGCCAAGGGGCAAGUGGAGACCGUGCGGCAGCUCCUGGAAGCCGGUGCGGAUCCCAACGGAGUCAACCGCUUCGGGAGGCGGCCGAUCCAGGUCAUGAUGAUGGGCAGCACCCGCGUGGCCGAGCUGCUGCUGCUCUACGGCGCGGAGCCCAACUGCGCGGACCCCGUCACUCUCACCCGACCUGUGCACGACGCGGCCCGGGAGGGCUUCCUGGACACGCUCGUGGUACUGCACCGAGCCGGGGCGCAGCUGGACGUGCGCGACGCCUGGGGCCGCCUGCCCGUGGACCUGGCUGAGGAGCGGGGCCACCGCGCUGUCGCCCGGUACCUGCGCGCAGCUGCAGGAGACUGAUGGCAGGUACCCCCAGCCGCCCACAACAUUUCUUUUCUCCCCUGUUCCCCACCCCCAACUUAGUGCAUGGGAGGCUACAAAUGUGGAGCGGCGGAAAGCCUGAAAGCCUUCCAGGAGACUUGACUCACCGUCCGGGAGGAGAAGCAGACAGUGAAUACAACUUUUUUUUUUUUUUUUUUGUCUUUCUUCUUUUCCUCUGGAUCCUGCCCUCACUCUCACGGCGCAGCCAAACGCAGAGGUGAUGCAAAUGGACUUCCAGAGAGAUUCAAGAGCUGAAUGUGAAGCUCCCGGGUGUCGUUUACUUUUCAGGGUUUUCUGGCAAAAAGCGGCCCAUUAAGUCCCUAACGACCCCAGGUGUUUGCCAAACUUCACUGGAAAGACGCUGGCGGCAGAGUCGGAGGCGGCCAUGAUAGGCAUUUGAGCGCGAGGCAGAAGACACGUUUGUCCCACUGACCUUGAAGGAGGGUACUGGAAGCCCCUACUUUAGGUUUGAGGCGCCUGGGGCUAGAAGGAGAACUCUGAAGACGGAGGAGAUGACAACGAAGAUGCUGAAGACGAGUUCGACAGUAGACAGCAUCAGCAGGUGCCCCGGGCUUUACAGGCUGUGUGUUGCCAUCCAAGUCACCUGCGAAGCCCUGGGGACUUGCACCCAGCUCCACCGGAUAGUGACGGGAAAGGAGGAUUCCAGAGCCACCUGGAAUUUGCCCACAGGUUCUAGGAUCCCUGGGUCAAGAAGACACAGAACAGCUCUGGAGAGGGGCGCGUGCCAGCUGGUGCCAGCUGUUUGUUACUCAAUCCACGGGAGAUUCUUGGAGAGUUCAGAAGUCAGCGCACAGGGUGAUGUGGUGGAUUGCAGGAAGAGCGACUGUCACGAUUAACUGUAACGAUUUGCUCCAUCUAUAUAAGAUAGGAUAAAGGACUUCCCUCCCCCAUGAGAUGAAAAGAUUUUGCAAUAUUUUGUAUUUAUGAGUUGUUCUUCAGUAGCAAUCUUACUGGGGAGGCUUUAAAUAACAAAGUAACUUGCGCGGGGUGGGGGGGGGUAAAGAACUAUAGCUUUUAAAUCAAGCUCUGGCACAGUGCCAAAGCUUAGACCCUUUCAUCCUUAACCUAUUUAUUUCUUUGUUAAAUUUUCUGACUGUAUCCUUUACUAGAGUGUGUCAGAGGAUCAAACUAUGAAAUAUUCCAAUUAUCUUGUAGAAAACCGAUGCACUUACCCAUUAAACUCUCUUGGGGUAUUUCCCAAAAUGUUGCUGAAAGAGUAAAUUGAAUAUAAAACUGUUGAAAAUAGAUGAUGAUGGCUCACAGAAUGUCUUCAUAUCUGCAGAACAAACUAAAGUGCACGGCUUUGAGAUUUAAUGUCCAGUGUUGCUUGAUUCCUUACGGCAUUGGAACAACUGAUACAUCAAUGCUUUAAUAAACAAAAACAAUACUAAGAUGUGGAUAAACAAAAAACAAUUCUAAGAUGUGGAUAUUUUGGUUUAAAAAUGUAUGAUCAUGGACUUACCACUAAUUCCUGAGAAAUGUUAAAGACUCAAAGAGGUUCAUUUCUCUCACUCUUUGUAAUAAUUAUUGAUAAAUGAUACCAGCAACAAUUGAUUUUAAAACACUGCUAUAUAUACUAGGAAAAGAUUUAUGAAGUGUGGGAGAGAGAAAGAGAGAGAAACAGAAGAAAAAAUAACUAAUUUGAGAGACCAAAAGAAGGGGAUUCAUUAAAUUGAAUUAAAAAAUCUUUACUUCCCCA